AUGAACCUCCCUGACCGUUUCGACAUGUACAGUGUGGGAAUUAUCUUCCUUCAAAUGGUCUUCCCCAACCUCCGCACGGAUAGUCCCCUGAUCCAGUUCAACCGCCAGCUGAAGCGCUGCGAGUACGACCUCGCAAAGUGGCGCGAGGUGCAGGAAGGCCGCGCACUCAGCGACGCGCAGCUCAAAGCCUUCGCCAUGCUCGACGCUGACGGCGGCCACGGCUGGUCCCUCCUGCAAUCCCUCGUCAACGUGAAGCCCGGGCGGCGGAUUUCGGCCGCGGGAGCGCUCGCGCAUCCGUUCUUCUACCCUGGGGAUGUGCCGCUGCUGCAGCAGCUGCGGCUGGGGUUUGUGCGGUUCCUGUAUCGGGACAACACGGAGCUGUCGGAGGCGUUUGGGACGUUCAUGUCGAAAGCAGGCACGGAUGAGGCCGGCGGAUUCACGGAAGCGUCGCUUAUGGAAUUCAAGUGUGCUCCUUCCUUCACCCACCAUCCAGUGUGCUCCUUCCUUCACCCACCUUCCAAUCUGCACCCUCUUGCACCCACCCUUCAAUAUUUCUGCCUUCUCAUCAGUCCACCAACACCCUGA
Closterium sp. Naga37s-1 is the source of this 585-nucleotide messenger RNA. NCBI's taxonomy places the organism in Eukaryota, Viridiplantae, Streptophyta, Zygnematophyceae, Desmidiales, Closteriaceae. The record is from the annotation of a GenBank genome assembly.